AUGGCCGCCCCGCCGCCCGGUGUGCCGAGCGGCGCAGGGCGGGCGGCGGAGCCCGCGGGCGGCGGCCCCCGCGGCGCCGCCGGGUCCCCCUGCCCGCUUCCCCGGCCCCCCGGGGGGGACCCGCCGCCCUCGCCCCCCGACAGGAGAAAAAAGAAAGAUGACGAUAUUUUGGAGAUCCCAUCAAUUCCAAAUCCUUUUCCUGAGCUGUGUUGCUCUCCGUUUGCAUCAGUUUUGUCAGCCAGUCUGUUGCCCAAGGCAACUUCAAGAAGAAAGCAGGUAAUUAAAGUGUAUAGUGAAGAUGAUACUAGCAAAGCUUUGGAUGUACCAAGUGAUAUAACAGCCAGGGAUGUAUGUCAGCUGUUGAUAUUGAGGAACCACUACAUUGAUGACCACAGCUGGACUCUGUUUGAACAACUUACCCACACAGGUUUAGGAAGAGCUAUAGAGGACCAUGAAUUAGUGAUGGAAGUCCAGUCAAAUUGGGUAAUGGAAGAGGAAAACAAACUGUAUUUUAGAAAAAAUUAUGCCAAGUACGAGUUUUUUAAAAAUCCACUGAGCUUUUUUCCAGAUCAUAUGAUAUCUUUUCCAAGUGAGACCAAUGCAGCUGUAAGUCAUUCUGGGAUAUUACAGAUGUUCCUAAGCUCCAGCACAUAUCCGGAGAUUCAUGGUUAUUUGCAUGCAAAGGAGCAGGGAAAAAAAUCGUGGAAAAAAUUGUACUUUCUUUUGAGAAGAUCUGGCCUUUAUUUUUCCACUAAAGGUACAUCUAAGGAGCCAAGGCAUCUGCAGUUUUUCUGUGAAUUCAGCAAUAGUGAUAUGUACAUGUCUUUGGCAGGCAAAAAGAUUUCUGGAGCACCAACAAACUAUGGAUUCUGCUUUAAGCCUAACAAAUCAGGAGGAACCAGAGACCUGAAACAGCUCUGUGCAGAUGAUGAACAAAGUAGGACCUGCUGGAUGACAGCAGUUAGGUUGCUUAAGUAUGGGAUGCAGCUGUAUCAGAAUUACAUGCAACCGUAUCAAGGUAGAAGUGGCUGCAGCCCUUUGAAUAUAACACCUAUGAGAAGCAUUUCAGAAAAUUCUUUAGUAGCAAUGGAUUUCUCAGGACACAGAAGCAGAAUUAUAGAAAAUCCAACAGAAGCCCUUUCAGUUGCAGUUGAAGAAGGAUUAGCAUGGCGGAGAAGAGGGUGUCUACGACUCAACUCACAUGGUAGUCCUAUUGCCAUGUCUAGCAUGGCUAUACACAGAUCUCAGUCAUGGUUUCAUCAUAAAAUCUCUAGAGAAGAGGCUCAGAGACUUAUUUUGCAGCAUGGACUUGUAGAUGGGGUAUUCCUGGUACGUGAUAGCCAAAGUAACCCCAAAACAUUUGUACUGUCAUUGAGUCAUGGAUUAAAAAUUAAGCAUUUUCAAAUUGUACCAUUGGAAGAUGAUGGGAAGCUAUUCUAUACCCUUGAUGAUGGUCAUACCAGAUUUACUGAUCUCAUCCAGCUAGUGGAAUUCUAUCAACUCAAUAAAGGAGUACUGCCUUGCAAGUUAAAACACUAUUGUGCACGAAUUGCUCUUUAACCAAAGCAUCUGUUGUUUCAUCAGAGUGAAGGAAAAUACUAGAAUACUUCUUCCCCUAAAGGGAAUUUGUAUAGUAAGAAGGGGAAAAAGUAUUACAUUGUAAAGAGUCUAUGUUUAAGCUGCAAAAAAAAUUUAUAUUCUGUAACAAUAAGAACUUUGCUUUGUGUUUGUCACAGCAAAAUUAACUUUAUGGAUUUUAAAAACCUAUUCUUUCCUAUGUAAUCCUUUAGCAUUGUCUUGGACUUUUUUUUUUUGUUUUGUUAGUGUUUUUUAUUUUUUUUUAUUUUGUUGUUUUUUUUUUCAACUGAAAACAAU
Molecule: messenger RNA, 1875 nt
Organism: Tyto alba (common barn owl)
Lineage: Eukaryota; Metazoa; Chordata; Aves; Strigiformes; Tytonidae
Gene: GRB14
Product: growth factor receptor bound protein 14
Exons: 14
Coding region: 1-1560 (519 amino acids)
Biological process (GO): negative regulation of insulin receptor signaling pathway; insulin receptor signaling pathway
Cellular component (GO): cytoplasm; plasma membrane
Source: RefSeq, a predicted model, not a curated record